Ricinus communis (castor bean) is the source of this 794-nucleotide messenger RNA. Its product is annotated as glycine cleavage system H protein, mitochondrial. The transcript has 4 exons. Gene Ontology annotation, cellular component: glycine cleavage complex; cytoplasm; mitochondrion. Lineage: Eukaryota; Viridiplantae; Streptophyta; Magnoliopsida; Malpighiales; Euphorbiaceae. The record is from RefSeq and is a predicted model, not a curated record. Gene Ontology annotation, biological process: glycine decarboxylation via glycine cleavage system; protein lipoylation. Bases 95 to 592 code for a protein of 165 amino acids.
ACCUGAAGAUAUAUGAUACCAUCUUUCAACUUCCCAUAUGCGUGCUUUGAGCUGAACAAAAAUACUACAGAAACAAGAAAACUUUAGCAUUAACAUGGCACUCAGAAUGUGGGCGUCUUCCACAGCUAAUACACUAAAAAUCUCUGUAGCCUGCAAAGCUCAACUCUCUCCUUCUUACUCUCUUUCAAGAUGCUUUUCAUCCGUACUAGAUGGGCUGAAGUAUGCAACUUCACAUGAAUGGGUGAAGCACGAAGGUUCAGUAGCUACAAUUGGCAUCACUGACCAUGCUCAGGAUCAUCUGGGAGAAGUAGUGUUUGUGGAUCUACCAGAAGCUGGUACUUCAGUUACUCAAGGCAAGAGCUUUGGAGCUGUGGAAAGUGUGAAAGCAACAAGUGAUGUUAACUCUCCAAUCUCUGGUGAGGUUGUUGAAGUUAACACAAAGCUUACCGAAGGACCUGGCUCGAUUAAUUCAAGUCCAUAUGAAGAAGGAUGGAUGAUCAAAGUGAAGCCAAACAAUCCAUCAGAAUUAGAGUCCUUAAUGGGUCCAAAGGAAUACACAAAAUUCUGCGAGGAAGAAGAUGCUGCUCAUUAGAAAUGUGAACAAGCUUGCUUCCAUAUUUUCAUGGACUAACUUGCUUUAGAAAUAUUUCAAGUCCCAGUGCCUGUCAACUAUCACAAUCUAUCUCUUAUAUAUGUUAGCUUCCAGUCUCAUUUUUCAUUUCCUCUUCCUCGUGUUUUUUCUUUUUUCUAUCUUGUGCUUCUGCAAUUUCCUAUAACUAAGAACAAAUUUCUCA